Messenger RNA from Aegilops tauschii subsp. strangulata, 1815 nucleotides. RefSeq names its product adenylate isopentenyltransferase-like. The record is from RefSeq and is a predicted model, not a curated record. Gene Ontology annotation, cellular component: mitochondrion. Lineage: Eukaryota; Viridiplantae; Streptophyta; Magnoliopsida; Poales; Poaceae. Gene Ontology annotation, molecular function: tRNA dimethylallyltransferase activity. Gene Ontology annotation, biological process: cytokinin biosynthetic process; tRNA modification.
UACAGAUACCAGCCGUGCAAGACUACAAGCAACAAGCCGCGCAUGAGUGUUCCCUCCGGCAGAAUGCCGUGGCACUCUCAGCUGAUAUCUCCCAACCCGUGGCAAUAAGCGAGUCCCCGCUGCUACUGUGGCGAGGUGACUGGUGGGGUGCGCGGGAUUGAGCCGCCUAUAUGAGCGGCCUCAUCAGCAGGAUCGGCAGCGGCGUCCGCUCACCGAUGGCGUCCGCGGCCAUCGCCGGCGUCGGCGGCACACAUAAGCGGCCGCGAUGGCCCAGUGUGAGCAUGGAAAGGACAAGAGUCAGGGGUUGUUGCAGCUGCAGCUGUAGCGGCACCAAGAUGGAGGCAGAACGUGGGGACACGAGGCUCGUGGUGAUCGUGGGGGCAACGGGCACGGGCAAGACCAAGCUGUCCAUCGACGCGGCCCUAGAGCUCGGUGGCGAGGUGGUGAACGCCGACAAGAUCCAGCUUUACCGGGGCCUCGACGUCACCACCAACAAGGUGAUGCCCGCCGACCGCCGCGGCGUCGCCCACCACCUCCUCGGCGCCGUCCGCGCCGAUGCCGGCGAGCUCCCCGCCUCGUCCUUCCGCUCGCUCGCCGCCGCCAAGGCGGCCGACAUCGCGGCGCGCGGGCACGUGCCAGUGGUGGCCGGCGGGUCCAACUCCCUCAUCCACGCCUUCCUCGCCAAGCGAUUUGAUGCCCACGCCCCUCGGGACCCUUUCGCCGCUGCGGCAACCGGAUACCGGCCGGCGCUCAGGUUCCCGUGCUGUCUCCUCUGGGUCGAUGUCGACGAGGCAGUUCUGGACGAAUACCUCGAUCGGCGUGUCGACGACAUGCUGGGUGAGGGCAUGGUCGAGGAGCUCCGCGAAUACUUCGCGACAACGUCGGCCUCUGAACGGGCCUCGCACGCCGGGCUGCGCAAGGCCAUCGGCGUGCCGGAGAUCGGGGACUACCUCGCCGGGCGUAAAAGCCUCACCGCCGCAGUGGACGAGAUCAAGGCGAACACUCGGGUGCUCGCGGCGGCGCAGGUCGGCAAGAUCCGGCGCAUGGCAGACGGCUGGGGCUGGCCCGUUCGGCGCCUCGACGCCACCGGCACCGUCCUGGCGCGGCUCGCGGGCGCCGGGCGCGACGCCGAGGCCGCGGCGUGGCAUCGCGACGUGCGCGGGCCGGGCCUCGCCGCCAUGCGGCAGUUCCUACGCAGCCAAGGACUGUCCAGACACGACGACGCCGAUGAAGAGGACGGAGUAGUCACACGGAGACAAUGCCAUGGCAUGGUGGGGUAAGAAGAACAGGAAAAGGCUUCGGGUUCGGGCGCGACACCGAGGGCGCGGCGUGGGAUCGCGACGGGCCUCGCCUCCAUGCGGCCGUUCAUGGCAGGCAAGGACUGUCCGGACACAAGGACGACGCCGAUGACGAGGACGGGUCAGUCGCCCGGAGACAAUGCCGUGGCAUGGUGGGGUGAGAAGAACAGGGAAAAGCUCGAGAGCUUUUUCGGGUUCAAAAUUUUCUGAUACGCCGCCGAUUUUGGAGGGCCCGGCGGCUGACCGGACACGGGCAGGUGGGGGCCAUGGUGGUGCCACGGCGAACGGCACGACGAUAGAACACGGAGACAAGACAAGAGAAGUGUCAAGUUUUGCAGGGGGGCUGUGAAUUCUCUCUCUCCCUCUCCCUCUCCCUUCCUGGAUCGAGAGGCUCUUCUUCUUCAGAAUCUGCUCUGCUAGCUAGCCACACCACACAACACCACUGUAUAAUACUCCAGUGUAAUCUAGUCCAGCAUGUUCAAAAUUUGAACUAGUUUUGCUUUUUGGCAGCUGCUCA